Trifolium pratense (red clover) is the source of this 2075-nucleotide messenger RNA. RefSeq names its product hexokinase-1-like. Gene Ontology annotation, cellular component: cytosol; mitochondrion. NCBI's taxonomy places the organism in Eukaryota, Viridiplantae, Streptophyta, Magnoliopsida, Fabales, Fabaceae. Gene Ontology annotation, molecular function: ATP binding; mannokinase activity; glucokinase activity. The transcript is spliced from 9 exons. Gene Ontology annotation, biological process: glycolytic process; glucose 6-phosphate metabolic process; intracellular glucose homeostasis. The record is from RefSeq and is a predicted model, not a curated record. The coding region runs from base 192 to 1691 and encodes 499 amino acids.
AUAUAUAUGUUGUCUUAUUCAGACCAUGCGACAGCAAUAAGAAGAAUCUCUGAAACUAAUUUCCAAUCAAAUUCCAAUUCGACCCACUUUCCACCUUCUUCAACAGAAACAAAAGUUUCUAUCUUUUUGUCUUUUCAUCACAAAUUCAACGACCAACUCGUUCCUUGACUCAGUUGGUGUUUAACUCAGUAAUGUCAAAGGUAGUAGCUAUAGGAACUGCAGCUGUUUGUGCUGCGGCGGCGGCUUUGGCGGCUACAGCGGUGAUGGGUCAUCGGAUUAAAGGUUCUGACAAAUGGGGUCAAUCUGAAGAUAUUGUGAAGGUUUUUGGUGAAGAGUGUAGAACCCCAAUUGAGAAUCUUAAGAAAGUUGCUGAAGCUAUGGUUGUUGAAAUGCAUGCUGGUCUUGCUUCUGAAGGUGGUAGCAAGCUCAAGAUGUUGAUCUCCUAUGUUGAUAAUCUUCCAUCUGGGGAUGAGAAAGGACUCUUUUAUGCAUUGGACCUUGGUGGCACAAACUUCCGUGCCCUUCGUAUCCAAUUAGGUGGAAAAGAGAAAGGUGUUGUUAAGGUAGAAGCCGAAGAAGUUUCAAUUCCUCCUCAUUUGAUGACCGGUUCUUCACAUGAGUUGUUUGAUUUUAUAGCGACGUGUCUUGCAAAAUUUGUUAGUUCCGAGCCUGAAGAGUUUCGUCCUCUCCCUGGAAGAAAAAGGGAAUUGGGUUUUACGUUCUCAUUUCCAGUGAGGCAAACAUCGAUUGCAUCUGGGACUCUAAUAAAGUGGAGUAAGGGUUUCAGUAUUGAGGAUGUGGUUGGAGAAGAUAUAGUCGGUGAACUAACCAAGUCCUUGGAAAAAAUUGGUUUGGAUAUGCGUGUUGCUGCACUAAUUAAUGAUACCGUUGGAACAGUCGCUAAAGCCAGAUUCAGCAAUCAGGAUGUCAUUGCUGGAGUAAUUCUUGGUACCGGAACAAACGCGGCAUACAUAGAGCAUGUAAAUGCAAUUCCAAAAUGGCAAGGUCUUCCACCAAAAUCAGGAGAGAUGGUUAUAAACAUGGAGUGGGGUAAUUUCUAUUGUUCCUAUCUUCCUCUAACAGAAUACGAUCACGCUCUAGAUGUGGCGAGCUUAAACCCUGGAGAACAAAUUUUUGAAAAGAUAAUUUCUGGUAUGUAUUUGGGCGAUAUUGUAAGGAGAGUACUACUGAAGAUGGCUGAAGAAGCUGAAUUUUUUGGAGAUACUGUUCCUCCCAAGUUGAGAAUUCCUUUCAUACUUAGGACACCUGACAUGUCUGCUAUGCAUCACGAUACAUCUUCAGAUCUAAAUGUGGUUGGAAAGAAAUUGAGGGAUAUAUUGGAGAUCGAUAACACGUCUCUAAAAAUGAGGAAGAUUGUUGUGGAACUCUGUGAUAUUGUUUCUGUUCGAGGGGCCCGUCUUGCUGCUGCUGCUAUUUUCGGUAUCCUAAGGAAACUGGGAAGAGACACGGUAAAGGCCGGGGAGAAACAAAAAUCAGUGAUAGCAUUGGAUGGAGGAUUGUUUGAACACUACACAAAAUUCCGAACAUGCAUGGAGAAUACACUAAAGGAGUUGAUGGGAAAAGAAGCAGCUGAGACAAUCGGCAUUGAGCAUUCCAAUGACGGCUCUGGAAUCGGAGCAGCCCUCCUUGCAGCUUCUCAGUCGCAGUAUGUAGGUUCGGAAGAGUCCUAAAGAAUUUGAUUAACACAGUUGCCAAAAGUAAACAAGGUGUAAUACUAGUUUCAAUUUUCUUCAUACUAAAUAGAUCGAUAGAUUGAUGCGGCAAAGCCUUAGUUACCUGUCCUUCAGAGGUUUCAACUGGAGCGCGGUCGAAGUUCGCUUAGUGUUGUUGCUGUGACCUCACUGCUUCUUGGCUAAUUGCCAGGACAUUGUUUUGGUUACACAAUGUCUCUCCCACUUUUAAGAAUAAUAGGGAGAUGUUCACUUUUGACUAAUGAUGUUUUACCGAAUGUAACAUGUUGACAUGAGAAUAAAUCAGGAUUAGCUUAUUGGCAAAAGGUGAAAAAUUUUAACUCAGCUUUUGAUUUUUAUCAAUGAAGAGUUGCUUUUUAUUUA